Messenger RNA from Penicillium hordei, 2280 nucleotides. RefSeq lists its product as uncharacterized. The coding region runs from base 1 to 2280 and encodes 759 amino acids. The record is from RefSeq and is a predicted model, not a curated record. Lineage: Eukaryota; Fungi; Ascomycota; Eurotiomycetes; Eurotiales; Aspergillaceae. The transcript has 4 exons.
AUGGAUCAGGUGGUACGAAGUUUCUCGAGUGAUAUAGAAUACUCCUCGGAAUCAUUUAUCGCGACUCUAUUACAUGGAAAGCCACAGCAUAAACACUUGGAUGUGUUGACCGACCUUUUGACAAAAAGUUCUGAAAUCGAUGAGCAUGUCGCUUCAUCCAUCAGUGCCGCGUGGCACUGGAUAUGCCAGAAUGAUCUUUGGUCUACGAGGUAUGAGAGCCUCAGCGACUACCGGAAGGCUAUCGGAUAUAUGGAAACGGUACGACCGAUUGUACAGCGACAUAAGAAAUCGGAGCUAGCGAAACGAUCAAGUACCCAAACAAUAUGUCGGUACUGGAAAAUUCCCUUCGACAAGGCUCUUCCGAUUCAUACUCGCCCCUUAACUUGGAGCAAACAUUUGCUUUCGUUGACAGCCUGUUUGAGCAAGCACCUGAAUUAUUUGGACUCCCUAUCACUCCUUGAAGAGAGCAUGAAAAACAGACCAGAACGUGGACGAACUCGGAAUCGACUCAUGGCAAGUGAUGUUCAACGCGCAUUGGAAACUUUAGGAAUACCACAGACACGCUUGGCAGCACGGGAAUCAAGAAAUUCCCGAAUCUCCUCAAGCUCCGCUCAGAACAAAGGUACCGAUAGUUACGCUGAUGGUGACACUCCACCUUCCACUAUCCAUUCAGAAACAUCGUCCCUCCCGCUCGAACGCUCGCAAAGGCUGUUACCAUUCGCAGCCUCGCCUACACAAGGGCUACAAACCCACAAAGCCCCAAAUGAGUGGCAGUGCUGCGGAUGUAUUCCUAUAUGCUUGCCACUGAUUGCCCUGAUCACUACCCCUCAAGCGAGGUUGGAUACGAAGCUUCUGAUGGCAUUGAUGGACUGGGCCUACACAAUAUCAUGGGGUAGCUUUUGCUCCGAGCAUCUGAUGCGUCUAGCCCACUUUAUCCCCGGGGAGGAUCCACGUGACAGCACUAGGGCAGAAGUAAUUCACAAAUUGGAGGCUUUUCGUUCGCGUGGAAGCUACAGUUCUAUAGACGACCAUACUUAUACCCCUACCCCCAACCUUUGUUCAAAUAUGGGGCUGCUAUGUCGUUAUACUGGGUCUGCCGAUGCGUGGUGGCGUUGGCAAAGGGAUGGAUUUCUCCAUAUCCCGGGGUUCUUUUCCUACAUGGAAGAGUUUGGUGUGUUCGGGCGGGUUCGGAGGUACCUUGAUAGAAAGGGUACUAAUGAAGAUACAAAUUCGACAUUCAAUCGAAACGUCGUCCAUCAAUGCUCCAGGAUGAUAUCUCAAAUUGUACAACGGGAUCCAGCUUAUUAUGCUGUUCUAGUCGCAUGCAGACCGGACCAAAAUCGGAAACUCAUUCAUCGCCAACGACAGCAUCAACAAAGCACUGUUUCCCAAUGCGACGACGUAGGGUUCGGUGUUCCAAUCGAUAGUACUAGGUUACCGGCCCAAGGAGAAGGCACAAGCGACAUCCAUAGUACUAUCAUAUUCCCGACAUGUGAGACUACACAGAAGAUCGGACUAGUCCCAGUAUCCUAUCCGCAAUUCAACACAUGGCCACAAAGCCCGUUAGAACCGACAUAUGGAGACAGAUGCAAAGCAUUUGAAGCACAGGAGAUUGUGGUACAGCCAGGUGAUUUGGUUAUGUGCCGUCCGCAAAUUAUCCGGUGGCCAACGACCCUUUUCACCUCAAACUUUCUUAACCUGUCACAGAUUGGAUUGGACAACAGAUUCCCUACACCCCUCAAACAACCCAGUGAGAGUUACGAUACGGUUUGUUCUGACAAGGUCUGGGAGCAGCCAGAACCGCAGGUUCACGAUACCAAAGGAAUAGCACACGAAUACCAUACCGCGAAAUCGAGACUUACUGAGGACAGCUGGUGUAAUGCCUCCAGCUCGAUAGGCCAAGCAUUGACAGGUCGUCUGGAUUGGGGUGCUGACAGAGUGAGAGAAGAAAUGAACUACAUUCUGGGUUCUCAUGGAGCGACAGCAGUCGAAUUUGCCGCGAAGUCACGAGCGCAGUUGGCUAAGCAUUUUCACAACCUUUGUGAUUCAAUUGAGAGAGGCGAAGUCCUGAACUCUGAUUGCGGGAUGAGCAGGUGUGAGGAACGAGACGUCUCACCAGACCUUUCCCAAGGUCAAAAUGAAUACAUUGAGACACCGGAAUCCCUCGCCGAUUCUUUAACGUCAACCUCACCUACGUGGAACAACCCUUCUCUAGAUGAUAUGGUAGCAGACUUGAACCAAACUUUUUCUCAGCAGCCUAUGUCUUUCGAUUUACCUUGA